UCAGAUAAUGGCUUCAAAUGGAGAUUUAGAUAGCUGGAACCCUAUGAAGGAUGACCAUCUAGAUGAAGAAUUUAACAAGUAUGACAGAGGACACGGUAAAAACAUGCCAAAGAGGGGCCCAGACCGCUAUGGUGGUGUGUCCUUGUAUGUCACCGGAAUUCCAGAUGAAAUGACAGAAGAAGGAUUGGUGAAUUUAUUUAGUAAGGCUGGCACUUGUGUGGAAGCAAAGAAAAUGAAGUCCAAAAUGGAAGGGACUGGGAAUACGUAUGGAUUUGUCAAGAUGGCGACAGUCAAUGAGUGUGAGAAAGCCAUUCGUAAAUAUCACGAAUUUCCCAUCGGAGACAACAAAUUGAGAGUAAAGUUCUCUAAAACAUACGAAGAUAGAAGUCGACAACAGAAGCAGAAACAGGAGGAAGAGGAGUUUCUGAAUUCGUUGAGCAGUAACAGGAAGUCACAGCCCCGCAGUAAAGCCAGCUCAGGCUCCGAGUCAGACGGCAGCGCUCACUUCAUGAGCAGGGUGAAAGACGUAGUAAGGUGUGACAUUUGCUCGGACCCUUGCCGGGAAAAGUUCCCAGCGGAAGUGCAUUGUAACACGUGUCACACAAACUUGUGCAGUCCUUGUGUCGCCACACAUAUGACAUCCGACAAAUCCAAGAAACAUGAUAUUGUUCUUUUUCACUCUGUGGACAAGGAAAUCAUCUUGCCAACUUGUUCCGUCCACUCCAAUCACAAGUGCGACUUGAUCUGUUUGGAAUGCCACGGUCCCAUUUGUCUAAAAUGCCUUUCCACCGACCACAACAGCCAUAAAGUGCAAGAAAUGACCGAGUUGUGCAGAUCUCUUUGCAAAGAAAUUGAGACGGAAACGGAGGAACUGGAAUCACACAUCAUUCCCGAAUUUGAAGAUAUUGUAAAAGAUGAGGAAGACAAAUUGAAGAAACUGCUGCAAGACUACGUCAAGCUGGAGACUUCCAUGGAGGAGCACGGAGAGCAGGUUCACAAGGCAGUAGACGCUGUAAUCAAAAAGUACAAAGCCAGAGUCCAACAGAUGAAGCAAGAUGAUGCUAAAGCCAUUGGUCAACAGAAAGACGAUAUCAAUGAUUUGCUGUCUCUGGCAAAACAGACUGCGAAAAGAAACAAACUGAUAGCGAGGUCAAAGAAUUCCACAAAUAUAAUGAAUUACAAAUCUGAAAAUGCAAAACUACGACAAAUCCCUGCUUUGAAGAAUAUAAUCCCCUCAACCUUUGAAGCAAAGGAUAUCUCUUACGAUCUGUUAGAGAAGUUCUUCGGAACAAUUCCAAAAUCUCGGUUUUUGUACAAGCCGGGAUACACCCUCAAAAGCAAUGAUGGUCAAACCUCUGCUGUCAGUGCAUCGGAUUCUACAGACAAGGUGACACAUUCUUUCGCCCUACCAUAUAAACUACUCUAUAGGGUUGCAUGCUCAUCAAGGACAAAGAAAUUAUGGACCUGUGGCAAUGAGAACACGGUGAAAUGUGUGGACAUGCGUGACGGUUCAAUAUUAGAGACCUUGGUGUUUAGCCUUAAUGCAGUUUCUUUCUGUUUGACUGAAAUGGAUAUUUUAUUUGUUUGUGAUGGGGUUAGCAUUUUGAGAAGAGAAGGAACUAGUGACACACGGACGUAUUUUAGCGUUCCAGCAGGUUGGAUCGCAGAGGCAAUUACAAGCACAACUUGUCCCGUCUCUGGUCUCCUCGCGGUUCUGAGGAGCGAGGACAGCAGACAGUCCAAAACUGUCCGAAUUAUUGAUGCCCAAAUCCGGGAUGAAUUUCAGUAUGAUGACAAGGAGAAACCACUUUAUCACUCAGGCUGCUAUGAUUACUUUCUCGCAGAAAACAGAAAUGGCGAUGUUUGUGUUUCAGAUACAACAGCACUUGUUGUGACAGAUAAAAUGGGCAGGUUCCGCUUCAAAUAUCAUGGAAAUGUGUUUGCAACGUUUGGUAAACCUUUCAAACCAAGAGGAGUUGCAACUGACAAAGAUGGUAACAUUUUACUGUCAGACCUAGACAAUAGCUGCAUUCAUCUAGUCGAAGAAAAUGGUAAAUUUAUCCGAUACAUCACUUGUGGGAGAUCUUUGGACAAGGUUUGCGAUUUGUGCAUUGAUGGCAGCGGCUGUAUCUGGAUUGCAGAGAGAAAUUCUGCAAGAGUAAAGUGUAUCCGAUACCAUUAAUUAAAUAAUAAAAAGUUUUGUAACCCUUUAUUCACCCCUGCAAGAAAAACUUUGAGUUCUGGUCCAAACUGUAAAACAAGUGAUUCUAACCAUGUGACAAAAUUAAAUGUCGUGCCAUGCCGCCCCAAACGACGCUCACGUCGCUCUAUGGUUCCAAAGAUGGCCAGGAGGAAAAAGCGCCCAGGCCCUUCGUUCGCUAAAAAUACUCGAGUUUUGGGGUUCAGAUCUUUUCUGUUGUCUUGUGUAAUUCCAAGUAAAUGUUCAUCACUCACCUAAUUUCGAUCAGAAACUCUUUCAUCCAAAUUUGGAAAUAAUAAAUCAGGAAAUAAUAAUAUUGUUGUCGCGAAUGCUGGUUGCCAGUGGAAUAAAGUGAUCCUCCCAGAUAAUAAGAAUAAGACUGCUGUCGGAUUUUCUACCCAGAUAGACAACUGCGUAUUGAUACCCUCACCGUGUGACAAUAAGGCGUCUGCUGGAUUUUCUACCAUAAUGACGGCAGAUAGACAUCUGCACAUAUAUAUAUAUAUAUAUUAGUACUGUCCUUCCUGUUGUACUUUAUUUAUCAAAUAAAAAUAUACAUU
Molecule: messenger RNA, 2760 nt
Organism: Saccostrea cuccullata (small rock oyster)
Lineage: Eukaryota; Metazoa; Mollusca; Bivalvia; Ostreida; Ostreidae
Exons: 7
Coding region: 8-2182 (724 amino acids)
Molecular function (GO): RNA binding; zinc ion binding
Source: RefSeq, a predicted model, not a curated record